Molecule: messenger RNA, 978 nt
Organism: Odobenus rosmarus divergens (Pacific walrus)
Lineage: Eukaryota; Metazoa; Chordata; Mammalia; Carnivora; Odobenidae
Product: cathepsin L1-like
Exons: 7
Coding region: 1-978 (325 amino acids)
Biological process (GO): immune response
Cellular component (GO): lysosome
Molecular function (GO): cysteine-type endopeptidase activity
Source: RefSeq, a predicted model, not a curated record
AUGCAUCCUUUUCUCUUCCUGACUGCCCUUUGCUUGGGAAUAGUCUCAGCUACUACAAAACUUGGCCUAAGUUUAGAUGCCCAAUGGAUCCAGUGGAAGGCAACAUAUGGGAAACUAUAUGAUGAGAAUGAAAGAUGGAGGAGAGUAGUGUGGGAGACGAAUAUGAAAAUGAUUGAACAGCACAAUCAGGAAUACAGCCAAGGGAAACACAGCUUCACGAUGGCAAUGAAUACCUUUGGUGACCUGACCAAUGAAAAAUUCAGGCCCAUGAUGAAUGGCCUUAAAAUCCAGAAGGACAAGAAUGGGAAAGUGUUUAAAAUACCCUUCUUUGCUGAAAUCAUUGGACCUGUAGACAGGAGACAGACAGCUGGUUUCAGUCCUGUGAGAUUUCAGGGUCAGAGUGCUUCUGGUUGGGCUUCUGGUGCAGCUGGUGCCUUCGAAGGACGGAUGUUCCGGAAAACAGGCAAACUUGUGUCACUGAGUGAGCAGAACCUGCUGGACUGCUCUUGGUCUCAAGGCAACGAGGGCUGCCGUGGUGGCCUGAUGGAUUAUGCCUUCCAGCAUGUUCGGAACAACGGAGGCCUGGACUCAGAGGAAUCUGAUCCAUAUUGUGCACAGGACGGAUCCUGCGAAUACACGCCCGACUAUUCCGCUGCCAACGUCACUGGCCUCAUGAACAUCCCUCAGCAGGGGGCGUCCCUUCUGGGGGCCGUGGCAGCUGUCCGCGCGAGCCUGGAUCCCGUCCGGUUCUAUAAAGAAGGCAUUUAUUAUGAUCCAAACUGCAGCAGUGAAGACCUGGAUCACGGUAUUCUGGUGGGUGUCUAUGGCUCUCAAGGAGAAGAACCCAAGAACCAAAAAUACUGGAAUGUCAAGAACAGCUGGGGCACGGACCGGGGCACGCAGGGCUACAUGCUGUUGGCCGAGGACCGGGACAACCAGUGUGGAAUCGCCACCAUGGCCCGCUUUCCUGUCGUGUGA